AUGUCAAGCAACAGCCAACUAUUUGUCAACGAUCCUUCAUCCACGUGCAACAACAACAACAACAACAACAACACGACCUACACCACUUCUUCCGUCCCAGUCAUUGAACAAGCUUGUGAUUCGUGUCGAAAACGUAAACUCAAGUGCUCAAAAGAAUACCCACGUUGUUCCAAAUGUAUCCAACAUAAAUGGUGUUGUUCAUAUUCACCAAGGACAGUUAGACUGCCUUUAACUAGGGCUCAUUUAACUGAUGUUGAAACAAAAUUGAGUAAAAUGGAGGAUAUUUUCCAUCAUUUAUUACCGAAUUAUGACUUGGAUGACAUUUUAAACAAUUUUAGCAAUUUUGAAGAACGAUUGAAACCAGUAAAAGAUAAAUUAAGUGAUGGUGAAGAAAAUGGGAUAAACGAGGGGAACAACUUGAAUUAUCCAUUGUCACAACAUAAUACUGAAGUUGACCAACAGCCCUUACCACAAGCUAUAAAGAGAGAGAUUGACAAUUUCAACCUACAACAACCAUCACAGCAAGCUCCUCCUCAACAUGCUUUCCCACCAUCAGCACCUGCUCCAACCCCAACAGCACAACAUAGUAUGUCAAUACCUAGAAAACGUUCUUCUUGCUAUGGAUUUGCAACUCAACCUCACUCCCUAGCUCAAUCACCAAUUUACGAAGAUGACUUGUUUUCAACAUUCCCACUCCAACAAUCGAAAUCACACCCAGUUGAAUCACAAUUUGAGUUCCCCAUUGAUAAAUCUAAAAUAAAACAAGAGAUUAUUGAUGAUUUCCUUUUGAAUAACAUCCCAACUUCUUCAAGCAACAAUUCUAUCCCAAACUCAUUAUUCAAUAGAAGUACUACUAAAUUGAAUAACUAUAAUCAUUCAAGGAAAUUUAAUAAUGACUUGUCAUCUUUCUUGACCACAACUGAAAAUAGUUUAUUGACAUCCCCAUCAUCAAUACUAAGUCUAAACUCAAUGAAUAAUGAUGAUAUUGAUCCGGUUCCAAAGAAUAAAAAAGUUAAAGUUGAGGACAAUGAAUUUUAUGGACAAGAGGUGAAUAUCAUGCCAAUGGAUAACAACAAUGCUAAUUGGCUCUCGCUUGAUUUUUAG
Molecule: messenger RNA, 1104 nt
Organism: Lodderomyces orthopsilosis Co 90-125
Lineage: Eukaryota; Fungi; Ascomycota; Pichiomycetes; Serinales; Debaryomycetaceae
Gene: GAL4
Product: galactose-responsive transcription factor
Exons: 1
Coding region: 1-1104 (367 amino acids)
Biological process (GO): positive regulation of transcription from RNA polymerase II promoter by galactose
Cellular component (GO): nucleus
Molecular function (GO): DNA-binding transcription factor activity, RNA polymerase II-specific; RNA polymerase II cis-regulatory region sequence-specific DNA binding; zinc ion binding
Source: RefSeq, a predicted model, not a curated record